AUGCCUUCUCCGCAGAAAAAUUAUUCGAAAUAUCUAUCUAUCUAUCUAUCUAUCUAUCUAUCUUAUACUGUUCAUUAUCUAUCUACCUAUCUAUAUUAUACUGUUAAUAUAUAUCUAUCUUAUAUUGUUCAUAUCUAUCUAUCUACCUAUCUAUCUUAUAUUGUUCAUAUCUAUCUAUCUAUCUAUCUAUCUAUCUAUCUAUCUAUCUAUCUUAUACUGUUCAUUAUCUAUCUAUCUACCUAUCUAUCUUAUACUGGUAAUAUCUAUCUAUCUAUCUAUCUAUCUAUCUAUCUAUCUAUCUAUCUAUCUAUCUUCUACUGUUCAUUAUCUACCUAUCUAUCUUAUACUGUUAAUAUAUAUCUGUCUUAUACUGUUCAUAUCUAUCUAUCUAUCUAUCUAUCUAUCUAUCUAUCUAUCUUAUACUGUUCAUUAUCUAUCUAUCUACCUAUCUAUCUUAUACUGUUAAUAUAUAUCUAUCUUAUACUGUUCAUAUCUUCAUUUAUCUAUCUAUCUAUCUAUCUAUCUAUCUAUCUAUCUAUCUAUCUAAUUCUUUAUCUAUCUAUCUAUCUAUCUAUCUAUCUAUCUAUCUAUCUAAUCUAUCUAAUGCUGCUGAUAAUGAGUGUAGCAGAAUUUUAUAGCACCCUUGUUAUCGGACAACGGAUUGCACAAAUGCCAGUGGAGCUGCUCUUUUCUCCGUCAUCUAUGACAUAA
Acanthosepion pharaonis is the source of this 711-nucleotide messenger RNA. The record is from the annotation of a GenBank genome assembly. Lineage: Eukaryota; Metazoa; Mollusca; Cephalopoda; Sepiida; Sepiidae.